This is a messenger RNA of Musa acuminata AAA Group (dessert banana), 1275 nucleotides long. RefSeq names its product dof zinc finger protein DOF5.1-like. NCBI's taxonomy places the organism in Eukaryota, Viridiplantae, Streptophyta, Magnoliopsida, Zingiberales, Musaceae. Bases 147 to 1139 code for a protein of 330 amino acids. Gene Ontology annotation, biological process: regulation of DNA-templated transcription. The record is from RefSeq and is a predicted model, not a curated record. Gene Ontology annotation, molecular function: DNA binding; DNA-binding transcription factor activity. The transcript is spliced from 2 exons.
UUCUUUCUCCUUGCACUUCUCUCUCUCUCUCACCACCUUCUUCUUGCUGCAAACCCUUGUGGAUGUGAUUCUCCACCACCUCUUAACCCCCAUCAACCUUUUGCCGAAAGAGAAGCGAGCUCCAAAGAAGCACUCCCCACCCAGCCAUGGUCUUUCCAUCUUUUCCUGUCUAUCUAGAUCCACCUUACUGGAACCAGCAACAAGCUCAUCAGCUGGGCGGCGGUUAUGGUGGCGGAGGAAGCGAGCUUCCCCAGCUUGCACCACCACCUGGCCUGGUGGGAGCACCGCGCGGGACGGUCAGCUCGAUCAGGCCAGGGUCGAUGGCCGCACGAGCUCGGCUGGCGAAGAUGGCGCAGCCGGAACAAGCGCUCAAGUGCCCGCGGUGCGACUCCACGAACACCAAGUUCUGCUACUUCAACAACUACUCCUUGUCGCAGCCCCGGCAUUUCUGUAAGACGUGCCGGCGUUACUGGACACGCGGGGGUGCCCUCCGCAACGUACCCGUCGGCGGUUGCUGCCGUAGGAAGAAGAGGACCAAGUGUGGCGAUAGCAGCAGCUCCUCGAAGUCCUCCGUUACUUCCGCCGGCCGCCAGAGUGGUGCAACGACAUCCAGUACCACCCUGCAGCCGCAGCCGCUACCUACCACCUCGUUGCACCCGCUUCCGGACUGCAGGGCUCCUAACGUAGGUUCGAGUUUCGCCGGGAUUCAAUCCUCUGAUGCAGUCGACUAUCAGAUGAGUGGUAAUGGUAGUGUCGGGCUGGAGAAUUCAAGGCUCCAUAAUCAAAUCCAGCAAUUCCCUCCAUUCAUGGGUGGAAUGGAGCCUCCUCCUCCUCGUCCUCCUCCACCACCGUCAGUGCCAUCAUUGGCACCAGUUCCAAGCUUAUACCCCUCCUUCAUUCAAGAAGACAGUGAGCUGGACGGCAGGUCAUUUGCGUCGCCACUUCAAAGCAAAGUACUCGGCUCCGGGCUUCUCAUGCAGCUGGCUUCGGUGAAGAUGGAUGAUAGCGCACAAGAGCUUACUCUUCCAAGACCGCUUUCGGGUGGCUUCAGGGAUGAACUCAUCUGGGGUGGCAGCAGUGGUGGAUGGGCAACAUGUUUCUCCAGCUUCAACUCUCCAUCUAAUGACAAUUUCAUGUAAUCCUUGAUGCUUACAGGUAACGAGUACUUCGGAAGAAUGACCUGCUUCACUGGAGGAAGAGCUUACUUUACUUAGCUACUCGAGAGAUUGACCUACUCGAUUGGAGGAGUAGAUAUGGAGGAAUCAGUUUCUCAAG